Messenger RNA from Closterium sp. Naga37s-1, 1611 nucleotides. Lineage: Eukaryota; Viridiplantae; Streptophyta; Zygnematophyceae; Desmidiales; Closteriaceae. The record is from the annotation of a GenBank genome assembly.
AUGUGCUGCCCUGCCCCCAAUGCUAGAGCCUCAUGUGCUGCCCUACCCCCAUCCGACCCUCUCUGGAUCCACCAGAGAUCGCCUUCUAGUGUGACCUCACAGAGCUGUGGAUGGGCGCGCAGCAGGGCGGAGGCGACAGCACCGUUCUACCCCGGCAACAGCACCAUGGCUGAACUAUCUCUGCUGCUCAAGAACGAGGUCGAGAUGAGGUGGUGGGGUGUGCAGGAGACGCUGAUGAACCUUCCAGUCCUUCUGCAACCGUCUGGUGCAGGAGACGCUGAUGGACCUUCGUUCCGCAACCGUCUGGUGCAGGAGACGCUGAUGAACCUGUGCUACGCGGCCAAGCGUGGCGACAUGCUGGAGUGCUUCCGCCUCGCUGCUGGCGGCUUUGAUGUGGCGGCCGCUGACUACGAUGGCCGCACUCCCAUGGACACCCAUGGUGGGCCGCACACCCAUGGUGAGAUGAGUGCAGCAUCAGCGGUCUCGUUGGCUAACUGGGGAGCACUCCUGCCACCAGGGAAUGACCCAGCCGCGCAAUCACCGGAAGCACACGUGCCACCUCGCCUGCUCCACCACCACUGCAACCCACCGGCACGCCUUUCACUCCCCCUCCCUUCUCCCCCUCCAGUCCUGCAGGGCACGCAUCUGUGCCGCCUGGCCAGCUCGUCCAACUCGCACCAGCUGGUGCGGCUGCUGGAGUUUGGCACCGACCCCAACUCCGCUGACUACGACGGCCGCACCGCGCUGCACGUGGCUGCUGCUGAGGGGCACCUCAACGUGGUCAAGGUUCUGCUGCAAGGGGGGGCGAGCCCGAGUGUGAGGGACCGGUGGCAUCGCACGCCCAUGGACGAGGCGAGGGACAACAACCACACCGUGGUGGUCGCCACUCUGCUGCGCGCCGCUGCCUCCGCCACCCCCACUCCCAGCCCGCGCUCCCCCACCCCUCCCCCUUCUGCUCCUGCUUUUGCUGCUCCUGCUCCUGCUUCUGCUGCUCCUGCUCCUGCUGCUCCUUUUCCAGCUGCUGGUUCUCCUGCAAAUGCUCCUGCUGCUUCUGCUGCUGCUGCGUCAUCCCAUGCCAACCCGAUUCCUCCUCCUCGUGCUCAUCCUCCGUCUCCUGCCACUCCUUCUGCUGUGGCCUCUAUUGUUGCACCUUUCUCCCCCACGGCGCCCUCUCCCCCUCCUACUACCGCCUCGCCACUAGCCCUUUCUCCCAUUCCUUCUGGCACGGCCGCACUUGCAUCAGAGGCAAAGGCAAGGGUUGUGCUGCCAAGUCAAGCCACUGAGAGACAACCAGCAGCACAUGCACCAAUUCUCCAACCUCCUGCCAUGCCUGCGCGACCUCCUGAUGCUUCUGCUGUAGAUUCCAACAGUUGUACCAGUAGCAGUAGUAGUAGUGCUGCCAGUAGGGGUAGGGGGAGUGGUGGCGGGGUUGAGCUUGCUUCAACUGACGCGGCUGCCCCCAUUCGUGAAUUGUGCAAGCAAAAAGGGGAUGUGGGAGGGUACAGUGUGGCAGGUGGUACUGAUGCAUUGUCAGUGGUACUGGCAGCUGCAAUGGCUGCAACAACGGACAUUGCUGUAAGAGGUGGAGGGUACUUUGGUGCCAGGGAGUAA